CAAAUACCACUGUCAUUGACCCUUAUGCUAGUAGGAAAAAGGAUAAGCGAGAGAGAAAGGGAGAGAGGGAGAGAGAGAGAAAGAAAGAGAAAAGAAACUACGUUAUUGACAAAGUUCAGGAGCGUGCAAUGUGCGAGAGAAAUGUGAAAGUGUGCAGUCCCUUCAUGGUCGGUCGCCUUUUCGAGUUAAUCUUUCCUUUGUCUCCUUUACCCUCUUUCUCUUCUUUCAUUGAUUUGUCCCAUUGUCUAUUUGUGUGUGCUCCCAUCCGUCAAUCUCCUGAUCUUUUCCCGUCUUAGCUUACAAACUGCACACAUCAAAGACAGACCACCACCUACUAUUCCUGGAUAUAAAUACAGCAGACGGCAAAUGGGUAUCUUUUCAAAACCCACGACGACUUCGGUUGUCUUUGAUCCUCACGCCUUCAAGGCGGUCUUGGUCAAGGUUGUAAGAGCCUACUCCAAUAAUCGAUCUACAGUCAAGCGCUCUAUCUGGAUCACCAUUCUCGUCACCCUCGCCUUUCGUAUCCAUGGCAUGGCAACAAACAAGCCCAAGAAGGACAGCAAGAAGUCCGGUCUUAUCAAGGGCGAUAAAAAGAAUACUAAAGUAGCUGUUGAUCGGGUCUUCUUCGAACGAUUUAUGAGGCUCCUGCGCUUGGUCAUUCCAGGGUGGCGAUCUAAAGAAUUUUGGCUAUUAAUUGUCCAUUCAGGAUUCUUGGUCUUUAGAACCAUGCUUUCCGUGUACAUUGCUGCCCUCGAUGGAAGGAUCGUCAGUGCUUUGGUCCGUGGUCAAGCCAAAGACUUUAUGGUGGGUCUUCUCUGGUGGAUGACCGUGGCUGUACCUGCCACUUAUACCAACAGCAUGUUGACGUAUAUGCAAAGCAAGCUGGCCAUCCAGUUCCGUACACGUCUCACGAACCACAUUCAUGAGCAAUACCUCACUGACAUGACCUUUUACGCCAUCGGCAAUCUGGACGACCGUAUCAAGAACGCAGAUCAGUGCAUCACAGUGGAUGUCAACAAAUUCUGCACAUCUUUAUCGGAACUCUAUUCCAACUUAGCCAAGCCUAUCCUCGAUGUUAUUAUUUACAAUGUUCAGCUCUCUAAGAGCGUUGGGGGCGAAGGAUUAUUCGGUGUCAGCGCACUACUUCACGCCUCGGCCUUGGUGCUCCGGGCAUUGACUCCUCCAUUUGGCAAGAUGGUAGCGGAGGAGCAGCGCCUUGAGGGUGAGUUCCGCUUCACACACUCACGAGUGAUCGAAAACGCUGAGGAGAUUGCACUCUUUGGAGGACAUGACGUCGAGAAGGCGAUCCUGGACAGAAACUACUUUGCAUUGAUCAAGCACGUCAACCGCAUCUUCCGCAUGCGUGUCUGGCACGGCAUGCUCGAAGACUUUAUCAUCAAGUACUUCUGGGGCGCCAUGGGUCUUGUCAUUUGUUCCAUCCCUGUCUUCUUCAAGCUUCCUGGUCAGAGUGGGGGGGCUGAUAUUGGAGGCCGUACCGAAGGCUUCAUCACAAAUAGGCGUAUGUUACUAAGCUCUUCGGACGCAUUCGGACGCAUCAUGUACUCAUACAAAGAAGUGACUGAGCUGGCUGGCUAUACCGCCCGUGUGUCUGAACUGUUGGACGUCUUUGAGGAUGUAAAGGCAGGUCGUUUUGAGAAGAGACUGGUUUCCUCAGCAUCAACGGACGAGAACGCUAGGGUGCUCUCGGGUCGUGGCGACGUGGUCGAGGAUGACACCAUUGAGUUUACAGAUGUCCCUAUUGUGUCACCCAACGGCGAUGUUUUACUCAAGAAGUUGUCUUUCUAUGUCAAGCCUGGCAUGCAUCUGUUGAUCGUCGGUCCUAACGGUUGUGGCAAGAGUAGUUUGUUCCGCAUUCUGGGUGGCCUUUGGCCCGUCUAUGGCGGUACUGUUCACCGCCCACACCCUAAGAAUAUAUUCUAUAUUCCUCAGCGCCCAUACCUAUCCCUUGGAACACUACGUGAUCAGAUCAUCUAUCCUGGCACUGUAGAGGACAUGAAAGCUAAUGGAUACACAGAUCAAGAUUUGCAAGAGAUUCUUGAAGUUGUUCAGUUAAAUAACAUUGUCGAACGCGAAGGCGGAUGGGGCCGUGAGCGCGAGUGGCGCGAUGCCCUUUCAGGAGGCGACAAGCAGCGUAUUGCUAUGGCCCGUCUCUACUAUCAUCGUCCUCGCUAUGCUAUUCUUGAUGAGUGCACAAGCGCAGUGAGCAUGGAGGUUGAAAAGAUCAUGUAUACCCACUGCAUGAAACUCGGAAUUUCUCUCCUAACAGUAUCUCAUCGUCCUUCCUUAUGGCAAUACCACAACUACAUUCUCCAAUAUGAUGGUCAGGGUGGCUAUGUCUUCACCAAGCUAGAUGCUGAGCGCCGGCUUGCUCUCCAGGAGGAGCGUCAGGUACUGGAGCACAAGCUGGCCGAGAUUCCCAAAAUUGAGCAACGUUUGGAAGAUCUCCGUAACCUGAUGAUGGAACGUGGCUCUGGUAAAGCUACUGAUGAGGCUCAAGAGUCCUCUACACACGCAUAAAACGUCAUAUCCAGUGUGUAUUUCGGAUUUUUCUAUUGAUUAGAUGAAAACAAUUAGUCGUUUCCUCUUUUCCUCUCCUUCUGCUUUUCUAACCCCUUGUUCAUUAGCCAUAGAAAUAAAACUUUGUUGAAUGAUGCAAUGCUUG
Messenger RNA from Lobosporangium transversale, 2683 nucleotides. Its product is annotated as ABC transporter transmembrane region 2-domain-containing protein. The coding region runs from base 367 to 2538 and encodes 723 amino acids. Gene Ontology annotation, biological process: fatty acid beta-oxidation; peroxisome organization; very long-chain fatty acid catabolic process. The transcript has 10 exons. Gene Ontology annotation, molecular function: ATP hydrolysis activity; long-chain fatty acid transmembrane transporter activity; ATP binding. Gene Ontology annotation, cellular component: peroxisomal membrane. The record is from RefSeq and is a predicted model, not a curated record. Lineage: Eukaryota; Fungi; Mortierellomycota; Mortierellomycetes; Mortierellales; Mortierellaceae.